Phaethon lepturus (White-tailed tropicbird) is the source of this 583-nucleotide messenger RNA. RefSeq names its product inositol-trisphosphate 3-kinase A (gene ITPKA). Gene Ontology annotation, cellular component: cytoplasm; nucleus. The annotation marks the transcript as partial. Lineage: Eukaryota; Metazoa; Chordata; Aves; Phaethontiformes; Phaethontidae. Gene Ontology annotation, biological process: inositol phosphate biosynthetic process. The record is from RefSeq and is a predicted model, not a curated record. The transcript has 4 exons. Gene Ontology annotation, molecular function: inositol tetrakisphosphate kinase activity; inositol-1,4,5-trisphosphate 3-kinase activity.
GACGUACCUGGAGGAAGAGUUGACUAAGGCCCGUGAGAAACCAAAGCUGCGUAAGGACAUGUACAAGAAAAUGAUUGAAGUGGAUCCUCUUGCUCCCACAGAUGAAGAGAAUGCCCAGCAUGCUGUCACCAAACCCCGAUACAUGCAGUGGAGGGAAACCAUCAGCUCUAGUGCCAACCUGGGCUUCAGGAUUGAAGGGAUUAAGAAGGCGGAUGGAACAUGUAACACAAACUUCAAAACUACGAAGACACAGGAGCAAGUUCUACAGGUUUUUGUGGAAUUCAUUGAAGGCAACACAAGUAUCCUGAAAAAAUACCUCAAGCGUCUGCAGGAAAUUCAUAUUGUUCUUGAAUCCUCAGACUUCUUCAAGCGACAUGAGGUCGUUGGAAGUUCACUACUUUUUGUACAUGAUGGCAGUGGGAAUGCCAAUGUGUGGCUGAUCGAUUUUGGAAAGACCACCCUUCUCCCUGAUGGGCAGACACUGGAUCACAGGAUCCCCUGGCAAGAAGGCAAUAGGGAGGAUGGGUACUUGUUGGGAUUGGACAAUUUGAUUGGCAUCUUGGAAAGCAUCACUGAAAGAUGA